UUCCACAUUGCUUAUGCCUGCAUAUGCUUUCAAGAUUAACAGCUGCUCAGUUGCGGUGCCUUUUUAGUGAUCAUAUCAUGCUCCCUCCAUCAUUUUUUCUCAGAUGAUAAGAAUAAUUGCAGGAGUCCUGGUCUCAUUAGCUCUCUCAUCUGGGAUGACUAUCGACCGAAGGGGGUUCCUAGUACCUCCACCCCCUGGCUCUCCUGAUAGCCCCAUUCCUCCUGAUGACUACUUUGAGGACUCUGAUACACAUAACAACCACAUACCUAUGUAUGCCUAUGAUAAUUAUCCUUUAGCAAAAGGAGGCAAUCCCAUAGCCAGAGGAGGUCAGAUGAUGCAAUACAAUGACUCAUUAAAUGGAUACCCUUUACCCAUGCUACCAAUCCUGCCUGAAAGAUAUCCCAUUCUACCGAAACCUCCGUCUGGGAACACAACUCAAGGAACUCGUACUGUGCCUUCAGGACAAAAACCAAACCUUUCGUACUGUGACAUGCUCCUCGAGGCACCAGUGCCUCCACCUGCAGAUCAAACACCCUGGUUUUGUGUUUGCUCACAUUGUAAAGGGGGUCCCAGUGGUCCAAAGGGGGACAAAGGAGAUAGGGGACUGCCAGGUUAAUAAUUUCAACCAAUUCUCAGACAUCCCCAUUGUGUACGUAUAAUACCACAGUUAUUGCAGAGUAGAUUAUUUAUUUUCUUGUCUUAGAUCUUCCCGGUAGUCCAGGAAUAAAAGGCUUGCCAGAAUUUCAAGGUCGCAGAGGGCUUAAUGGUCAUCAGGGACCAAAGGGUAAAUACAGUGACUUUACUUAUAUUCUAAAGACCCUUUUAACUAACUGUUACUGAUACAAUCUACUUAAUAUAGUCACUUAUCUGCCUCUGAGAGUGAUCUUGGUGACUGAACACAAAACAUACUGGAGUGUUUACAUUUGAUAAGAGGAGCAUUGCCUAUCAUGCUUUCUUUUUUCUUCCGAAAGGCCAAAUGGGUGAUAUUGGUGAAAAAGGAGAUCUGGGUCCAUUUGGCUUUAAAGGACUCAAAGGACAGAGAGGCCCCAAGGGUAAGUUAGUUAAAAUUUUAAUUAUUUUAAUAAAAUUAAAAAAAAAUAAAUAAAUACGAUUACCAACUUACUAUUCUGUGUCAGGUGAUAAAGGGGACAGCGGUGUGGAUGGAAAUCUAGGACAGCAGGGCUCACCUGGUGAGUCAGGACAGUGUCCAGCAAUUUGUUACUCAAUCCAGGGACCUCCAGGAGAACUUGGUCAUCCUGGUAUGACAGGGGGAAGGGGACUUCCAGGGUUGGGAGGAAGUCCAGGGUCGAAGGGCCAGAAAGGGGAUUGGGGGGAUUAUGGUCCACAUGGAGCUCCAGGUUUAAAUGGCCAGAAAGGAGAUCAGGGAGAAAUGGGUGAGUGUCACUGCAAGGAUGGGGUAGACGGUGCAAAUGGAAUGAUCGGAAUUCCAGGACUAAAUGGUAGUAAAGGGGACAUUGGCCAGCAAGGUGCAACAGGGGUAAAUGGAGACCAGGGGCAAAAAGGGGAUCCUGGGGUAAUGGGUGCUCCUGGCCCUUGCUCUCUACCAAUUCAGUCUGCUUUUUUAGCGGCACUAAGCAGCAGUUAUCCACAGCCAAAUUUGCCUAUUCCUUUCACUAAUGUUUUUUACAACAGAGAAUUUAAUUUUGACCCCUUUAGAGGCAUCUACAGGGCUUCCAUCAAUGGUACCUAUGUCAUUAACUACCACUUGGCUGUCUUCAGUAAACUGCUCAAAGUGGGGCUCUUCCACAACUUCAAACCUAUCGUCAAAAGUACAGGGUCAAUAGAUCUUGGAACAACUUCUCAACAGGUGGUCCUGCAUCUUACAAUGGGUGAUGAAGUUUGGCUACAGGUGAGAGAUAUCGAUUCCAAUGGUAUGUAUUCCAAUAGUGAGUGCAGCAGUACCUUCUCUGGUUUCCUGCUCUACCCAGACAACUGUGAUAUGCCAAUGUCACGUAAUUUACCAGAUCCUAUAAGCGGAAUAUACAGCUGGGGUAAACUAGAGGAACCUACUACCACUCGUGCCCCAGAUGUCCACCCUUGAUGUGACCUAAGCCCAAACACCUCCCUAGCAUAUUUGGUAAAUUCUAAGUAAAUUGAACACAGUAGGAGUAAUAAUAAUAAAUAUUUGGACAGUCAAAUAUUUAGUCCUUAAGUAAAGCUUUUGAAAGGUAAGCUUCUUAAAGUAAUGCACAUAUCAUGUUAUAUUAAAUGGAUACUACAUUUGUGCAGUAUCGGUGAACAUUAAAAUUCUAUUCAAAUAUGUGUGUUAUGGGGGGUAUUGCCUGUGCUACCUCACGUUUUCAACAUAUCAUUACAGAAAAAAAAAAAAACGUAUUUCCUUUUGUACAAGUGUCUCCUGUUCACCUGCUCAUGCAAUGCUAAUACUGUUGAAUUAUGUCUGCUGAAAUGACAGCAAAACAUAUGCAAAUUUUGUAAGCAUGCAUUAACAGAUGCAUCUUUUUAAUUAACUUUAUACUUAUGAUGUAUAAUUAAAAUUAAUUAAAACUAUAAGUUAUGAUUUUGUUUACAUAAUGCAUGAGAGAGAGAGGAUUAAAGCCCAAUGCUCAAUGAACUUUAUCUGAAAGAUAGAGAGUAACAAACAAAUGUUCGAGAUGAGCUGCUCAGCUGCAGUUGAUUGAAGCUAAUAGAAGCUUAAUGUGGUCAAUAUGGGUAUGAAGAGUCAUUGUAAACAACAGUAAGCAAGCUAACUGCUGUUACAAUAAGAUAUUAACAGAUUAAUCCUUGGAUCAUUGUGCAUAGAGAAAAUAGAUAUUUGUGAUUUUAUUUAGAACAGCCAAUUGACAAUCAACUUUAUCUGAGAAACAAUGAUAUUACAUAUCGUUAUUGAGAUUAAUAUAAAAAA
This is a messenger RNA of Ctenopharyngodon idella (grass carp), 2884 nucleotides long. RefSeq names its product otolin-1-like. Gene Ontology annotation, molecular function: protein binding. Lineage: Eukaryota; Metazoa; Chordata; Actinopteri; Cypriniformes; Xenocyprididae. The record is from RefSeq and is a predicted model, not a curated record. The transcript has a single exon. Bases 1262 to 2062 code for a protein of 266 amino acids.